AUGAUGAGGGAUAGAUUGGCUACUGCUUACAGUCGUCAAAAAUUCUAUGCAGACAACAAAAAGAGAGCUCUUGAAUUUGAGGUGGGUGAUCCAUUAUACUUGAGGAUAUCACCCAUGAAAGGGGUGAUGAGGUUUGGUAAGAGAGAAAAUGUUGACUACGAACUAAAGUUACAAGAAGACUUGGCUUCUGUGCAUCCAAUAUUUCAUGUUUCAAUGCUUAAGAAGUGUUUAGGUGAUCCAGCAUCCAUCAUGCCUGUUGAGGGGUUAAGAGCUUAUGAGAACCAUUCUUAUGAAGAGGUUCCAGUUGAAAUAUUUGAUCGCCAAGUGAAGCGGUUGAGGAACAAGGAGGUUGUCAUUGUGAAGGUAUUAUGGAGGAAACACCUUAUUAAGGUUGCAACAUGGGAGGCCGAGGACAACAUGAUAUCCUGUUACCUCAUUUGUUCAGUUCUUGAGGUCAGAUAUACAGUUCCAAAGUCUGUUUUUUGCUUAAGAAAGUCUAUGUUUUAG
Molecule: messenger RNA, 507 nt
Organism: Solanum pennellii
Lineage: Eukaryota; Viridiplantae; Streptophyta; Magnoliopsida; Solanales; Solanaceae
Exons: 2
Coding region: 1-507 (168 amino acids)
Source: RefSeq, a predicted model, not a curated record